Messenger RNA from Chinchilla lanigera (long-tailed chinchilla), 640 nucleotides. Its product is annotated as major allergen I polypeptide chain 2-like. The transcript has 3 exons. The record is from RefSeq and is a predicted model, not a curated record. The coding region runs from base 1 to 315 and encodes 104 amino acids. NCBI's taxonomy places the organism in Eukaryota, Metazoa, Chordata, Mammalia, Rodentia, Chinchillidae.
AUGGAGAUUGGAUUAUUUGGUGGAGAGGAUAUACUAGUCUCAGAAGAACUGAAAGGAUCAUUAAAGACAUCAGUUUCAGGACUAGGAGCAAAAGGUUGUCCUGCCUUUUAUGAUGUCUUCACAAAAUUGGCCUUGGGACUCAGGGAACCAUUGUUUGCGGCCCUUGAUGUAGUCAGUGCUACUGAAGCGGAGAAGGUCGCCUUUGGAAAAAUCCAGGAUUGCUACAAUGAAGGAGGACUCAAAGCCAAGACAUUGGACGCUACUGCCUUGCCAUUGGAACAUGGCGAGGAUUGUUGGACUUGGUGUCCCCCAUAGCAGACUAAAAACAGAAGUAAAAGGUGCAAACCUGUUAAUGUAAUCAGUCCAUUGAAGAAUCUGUGACGCGUGUGUUAGCAGCAGACUUCACCACUGGUUUGAAGAUCUCAUCCCUCUUUGACAAUGCAUUCCAGGGUGGCAUCAAGUUGUGAACUGUCUUCACUAGGUGGAUUUGGUGGAUCCUGGUAGAAGGAAUCUAGCAUGUUUAUUGUUGGUUUCAUCUAUAUGGUUACUUGGAUUUUCGUAAUCUUUUAGACAAGAAUAACAAAUUUUUUUUGAGAAAUUAGUAUUACUGUGGCAUUUUAUACAUCUUGUGGUUAUACUU